Colius striatus (speckled mousebird) is the source of this 4452-nucleotide messenger RNA. It is a transcript of the gene PKP4, whose product is annotated as plakophilin 4. Gene Ontology annotation, molecular function: cadherin binding. The record is from RefSeq and is a predicted model, not a curated record. NCBI's taxonomy places the organism in Eukaryota, Metazoa, Chordata, Aves, Coliiformes, Coliidae. Bases 103 to 3690 code for a protein of 1195 amino acids. The transcript has 22 exons. Gene Ontology annotation, cellular component: adherens junction; cytoplasm; plasma membrane. Gene Ontology annotation, biological process: cell-cell junction assembly; cell-cell adhesion.
CGCCACCGCCACCAUGGAGACCCCGGGCUAGGGCCCGCCGCGGCCCGCCGGCGCGCUCAGCGGGGCCGGCCGCGCCGCCGCCGCCUCCCUCCGCACGGCAAAAUGCCAGCCCCUGAGCAAACCCCAAUGGUGGAAGAAGGGCUGCCACAGACAACACAGGAAGCUUCAACAGGCCCAGGCAUGGAACCCGAGACUACUGCCACUACCAUUUUAGCUUCCGUAAAGGAACAGGAGCUCCAAUUUCAAAGACUUACCAGAGAACUGGAGGUGGAAAGGCAAAUUGUGGCUAAUCAGCUAGAAAGAUGUAGGCUUGGAGCAGAAUCACCAAGUAUCGCCAGCACAAGCUCUACUGAGAAGUCAUUUCCCUGGAGAUCAUCAGAUCCUCCCACCACUAGUGCAAACAAGCCCCGAGCGGCAGAGAGUGUUCACACCAAUGCCUAUGACGUUAGGACAGAGCCAGAACAAGGGAACCUCUACUCACCAGAACAGACAUCUCUUCAUGAAAGUGAGGGGUCUGUAGGUAACUCAAGAAGUUCAACGCAGAUGAAUUCUUAUUCUGACAGUGGCUACCAGGAAGUAAGCAGUUUCCAUAACAGCCAAAACUUGAGCAAAUCAGAAAGCAGACAGCAGCAUUCCCUUAUUGGAACCACUAAUAACCAUUUGGUGAGAAGCUCGCGAGCUGAAGGGCAGACGUCAGUCCAGUCUUCAGUAAAUACUGCUCCCAACCGAGUCAUGAGACGUGUCAGUUCAGUGCCAUCCAGAGCACAGUCUCCCUCAUACAUGGUCAGCACAGGCAUUUCCCCUUCAAGAGGGUCGCUGCGAACGUCUCUGGGAAGCGGGUACGGCUCUCCAUCAGUCACAGAGCAGAGAUCGCUUUCUUCUCACGCCUAUUCAUCCACCACUCUGCCCGUGCAGCGGGCAGCGUCCCCGUACGCCGCGCAGAGACCCACGUCCCCCACGGCGGUGCGGCGUGUCGGCUCAAUCACAGCCAGGCAGACGGCAAACCCCAACGGCGGCACCUCCCAGUACCAAACAGCAGCCCGAGUUGGCUCUCCUCUUGCCCUUACUGAUGUACAAGCCAGAGUAGCUUCUCCAUCCCAAACUCAGCUGGGAUCUUCUUCCCCAAAGCGUUCGGGCAUGACUGCGGUUCCACAGCAUUUGGGAGCAACGCUGCAAAGGGCCAUUCACGAUAUUGAACAGUAUGGACAGCAGUAUGAUAUAUACGAGAGAAUGGUCCCUCCUCGUCCUGAUAGCCUUACAGGCCUGAGGAGUUCAUACGCUAGUCAACACAGCCAGCUAGGACAAGAACUGCGCUCAGCUGUAUCUCCUGACCUACACAUCACCCCUAUCUAUGAAGGCAGGACUUAUUACAGCCCCGUGUACCGCAGCCCGAACCACGGGACAAUUGAGCUGCACCAGGGCUCCCAGGCAGCGCUGUACCGGACGGGCUCAGGAGUCGGAAAUCUGCAAAGAUCAUCCAGUCAGCGUAGCACACUCACAUACCAAAGAAAUAAUUAUGCUCUGAACACAACAGCUACCUAUGCGGAACCCUACAGGUCAAUGCAGUAUCGCCUGUCAGAGUCCAGCUACCACCGGCUGCAGCACGCGGCGCCCGCCGACGAUGGCACCACGCGCUCCCCGUCCAUAGACAGCAUCCAGAAGGACCCCAGGGAGUUUGCUUGGCGAGAUCCAGAACUGCCUGAGGUCAUUCACAUGCUGCAACACCAGUUCCCGUCGGUGCAGGCGAACGCAGCUGCCUACCUGCAGCACCUCUGCUUCGGAGAUAACAAAGUGAAAAUGGAGGUCUGUCGGCUAGGAGGAAUCAAGCACCUGGUUGAUCUCUUGGAUCACAGAGUCCUGGAAGUUCAGAAGAAUGCUUGUGGUGCACUGAGAAACCUUGUUUAUGGAAAGUCUACUGAUGAAAACAAAAUAGCAAUGAAGAAUGUUGGUGGGAUACCCGCCCUUUUGCGACUGUUGAGGAAAUCGGUUGAUGCUGAAAUAAAAGAGCUUGUAACAGGAGUUCUCUGGAACUUGUCCUCCUGCGAUGCAGUAAAGAUGACAAUUAUUAGAGAUGCUCUGUCAACGCUAACCAGCACUGUGAUCGUGCCUCAUUCGGGGUGGAACAGUUCUUCUUUCGAUGACGACCACAAAAUCAAAUUCCAGACUUCCCUGGUCCUCCGCAACACCACGGGAUGCCUGAGGAACCUCAGCUCUGCAGGGGAGGAGGCUCGGAAGCAGAUGAGGUCUUGUGAAGGGCUGGUUGAUUCACUGCUGUAUGUGAUCCACACGUGUGUGAACACAUCAGAUUACGACAGCAAGACAGUGGAAAACUGCGUGUGUACCUUGAGAAACCUUUCUUACCGUUUGGAACUGGAGGUACCUCAGGCACGUCUGCUAGGAAUCAAUGAGCUGGAUGACUUGUUAGGGAAAGAAUCACCUAGCAAAGACUCAGAGCCAAGUUGCUGGGGGAAAAAAAAGAAGAAGAAAAAAAAAACUUCACAGGAGGAUCAGUGGGAUGGAGUUGGCCCCAUACCGGGAUUUUCCAAGUCCCCCAAAGGGGUGGAGAUGCUCUGGCACCCGUCUGUGGUAAAGCCAUACCUCACGCUUCUGGCAGAGAGCUCCAACCCAGCCACUCUGGAGGGCUCUGCAGGGUCUCUCCAGAACCUCUCUGCAGGCAACUGGAAGUUUGCAGCGUACAUCCGAGCUGCUGUGAGGAAAGAGAAAGGACUGCCGAUCCUUGUGGAGCUGCUGAGAAUGGAUAACGAUAGAGUUGUCUCCUCCGUGGCAACCGCCUUAAGGAACAUGGCAUUAGAUGUUCGGAACAAGGAGCUUAUUGGUAAAUAUGCCAUGCGAGAUCUGGUGAACCGGCUGCCGGGAGGCAACGGCUCCAGCAUCCUGUCUGACGAGACCGUGGCCGCCAUCUGCUGCGCCCUGCACGAGGUCACCAGCAAAAACAUGGAGAACGCCAAGGCCCUCGCUGACACCGGAGGGAUAGAGAAGCUGGUGAACAUAACGAAAGGCAGAGGUGACAGGUCAUCCCUGAAGGUUGUGAAGGCGGCUGCCCAGGUGCUGAACACGCUGUGGCAAUACCGAGAUCUCCGCAGCAUUUACAAAAAGGAUGGAUGGAAUCAAAGUCAUUUUAUUACACCAGUGUCGACACUAGAGCGAGAGAGAUUCAAAUCACAUCCUUCUUUAUCAACAGCUAAUCAACAGAUGUCACCUGUCAUACAGUCAGUUGGCAGCACGUCCUCAUCACCGGCUCUGCUGGGAAUCAGAGAACCCCGCUCCGAAUACGACAGGACGCAACCUGCGUUGCAGUAUUACAGUAGCCAAGGCGACGUCAUUGCACACAAAGACAUGUACACUGGUUCUAGCAAAGCUUCACCGAUUUACAUCAGUUCCUAUUCCUCACCAGCAAGAGAACAAAACAGGCGGCUACAGCAUCAGCAAUUGUACUACAGCCAAGACGACACCAACAGAAAAACCUACGACGCAUACCGGUUGUAUUUGCAGUCCCCCCACAGCUACGAAGACCCGUACUUCGAUGACCGAGUUCACUUUCCUGCUGCUUCAGAUUACACCACACCAUACGGACUGAAAUCAGCCACAAAUUAUGUAGACUUUUAUUCCACCCGACGAUCUUCUUAUAGAGCAGAACAGUACCCAGGUUCACCCGACUCCUGGGUGUAGCAUCACAGAGGAAAAGCAGCGGCGUGUCUCCCGUCUCACCCGAGGAGAAGCGGAACGGCCCCAUUUCUUGUUUCAGUGAUGAAUGUGAAAGUGAAAUAAAAGAAGGAACAAGGAAGAUUUUAGGUUUGGUUUUGGUUUUGGUUCUUUUUCUUUGAGUGAGGAAUUGUCAGGAAGAAAACCUGAAAGGGAUGUUUCUUUGCUCUGUUUAGGUGUUAGGUAUAAUUACUUGUAGCUGCUGUAGUCUGAUGAGGGUGUGGGCGACGUGAUGAGAGGUUUGAGGAUUGAGCAAAGUGAAUUUGGGAAGCAUGUAGGUCAGAGCAAAUUAAAGCUGAUUUUUGGGUUUUUUUUAAUGUGAAUAAAAGUCUUGUUCUGAUAGUUUGUACAGAAGAGAUCAAACGGCUGCCCUUGUUUUAUUGCUAUUACUCAGUGUCAGGAUUGUACGCUACUACGUCUUGUAAAUUUCUCUCGUGGGUGUAAAUAUGGAAAUGCCACCUUGGUUCAAGUGCCAUCCAUUUGUAAUGCAGUGUGUCAUUGUAAAGGGAUUUGAAACGUCAUGCACAAAAAAAAAGUAUCCAAGAAAAUGUUAUAAAUUUUAAAAGAAAAAACAAAACCUUUUAAAAACGAAAAGUGUAAUUUUGAAGCACAAAGUCCAGUCCAGUAUCUCCAGCCCUGUCCCAUUCCCUGCCUACUUCAUAGGAAACGUCACUGCCAUUUUCUAUGCACAUGGAGUAACAAUAAAUAUGGAAGUCUUAUCCAUGGAAA